This is a messenger RNA of Oncorhynchus masou masou (cherry salmon), 1699 nucleotides long. RefSeq names its product cystine/glutamate transporter-like. The coding region runs from base 349 to 1470 and encodes 373 amino acids. Gene Ontology annotation, cellular component: membrane. The record is from RefSeq and is a predicted model, not a curated record. Lineage: Eukaryota; Metazoa; Chordata; Actinopteri; Salmoniformes; Salmonidae. The transcript is spliced from 9 exons. Gene Ontology annotation, biological process: amino acid transmembrane transport. Gene Ontology annotation, molecular function: L-amino acid transmembrane transporter activity.
UACAGCUCCACUUGGCUUGUCUCGUCUCUUAGCUUGUCUCAUCUUCUAAACUAGUCUUCUACAUACAGCAAUCUUCAUUGGAUAAAUACAACCAGUUUCAGUAUCAGAAGAGAGAUAUAUGAAUUUUAUAGUUUAUCCAUAAAGGGAAUGACCAUACUUUUGUGUUCUUAAAGACAAAAUACUUUUUUGUUCACUUAAAUGGACUACUUCUGUGUUUUCUUUAAACUGGAAUGUGAAAGGAUUUGCUGCUUAAAAGUAAUUUUUUUGUAUUUGAUUUAUUCACUGGAACUUGUUGGUGUAAGGCUAGAUAUCUAAACAAGGUGUUCACACCUUCAAGGCUGCAUAGGCAUGGGCAUAGAUGGAAUACAGUCGAAGGAAGAGGGGGAUGAGGUGAAGGAGAAGAAAGAAGAUGAAGUGAUCCACCUGAGGAGGACAAUAGGUCUGCUUCCGGCUAUCUCCUUCAUCAUCGGUACCGUGGUGGGCAGCGGCAUCUUCAUUGCACCAAAAGGGGUUCUGAUGAACAGUGGUAGUGUGGGGCUGUCACUGGUGGUUUGGGCACUGUGUGGGGUCCUCUCCACCUUCGGGGCCUUGUGCUAUGCUGAGCUGGGGACCACCUUUACAAAGUCAGGGGGCCACUACACCUAUCUGCUGGAGACAUUAGGACCCUUGCCUGCAUUCCUGCGUCUCUGGGCAGAGUUUUUAUUCAUCAGGCCAGCUGUAACAUCCUACGUGUCCCUGGCGUUCGGACGCUAUGUGGUGCAUCCCUUUAGCAGCCCUUGUGCUCCUCCCACAGCAUUGAUUAAACUGGUCAGCAUCCUUGGAUAUUACACCAUGAUGACAGCAGAGGAGCUUCUUGUGUCUGACGCUGUGGCUGUGACGUUUGCCAAUCGUGCGCUUCACGGCUUGGCCUCUGCAAUUCCUGUACUGGUAGCUGUUUCCUGUCUUGGGGCGCUUAACGGUGGCUUCUUUGGAGCACCCAGGAUGCUGUUCGUGGGGGCCAGGGAGGGACACUGGCCAGUCCUUUUCUCAAUGAUCCACAUCCAUCAAAACACGCCUCUGCCUGUUGUUCUGCUGCUGUAUCCGAUGGUGGUAGUGAUGGUGGCCAGAGGAGAGAUCUUCCAGCUGAUCAACUUUGCCUCCUUCUCCCGGUGGCUCUUCAUUGCCAUGGCGACCAUGGGGAUGCUCAUCCAUCGCUACCGCUUCCCCCUCCACCCAAGACCCUUCAAGGUGCCGCUGGCCAUUGCAGUCACCUUCACAGUGGUGUGCUUCUUCAUCGUUGGGCUGUCUCUGUACUCAGACCCCUGGAACACAGGGGGCAGCUGUGCUCUCACCCUGUCUGGAGUCCCUGUCUACUACCUGACUGUGCACCGCUCACACCUGCCCACUCGAUGGAGAAAGAGCUUCAACUACUGCAGUAAGCAGCUUCAGAUACUGCUGGAGGUGGCUCAGCAGGAAGUUCAGACCUACUAAAGACGCCUCUUUAAUCACACACACUGACCAAACGGACACCCAUUGCUGUGCCCUCCAUAUUGUAUGUAGAUGUGAACACCAAGGCAUGUUAGUUAGAUUUGGAAAAUAAUGAGCCGUUAACUCUACAGCAUUCACUGCUGGGAAAGUUAGUUCUGCUGAAAAAAACCCAAUGACUAUUGUUUUUGUUUACUUGAAUUAAUGAGGUGUACUUUUUACGCUUUGAAUACGA